This is a messenger RNA of Selaginella moellendorffii, 1880 nucleotides long. RefSeq names its product L-gulonolactone oxidase 3. The record is from RefSeq and is a predicted model, not a curated record. The transcript is spliced from 4 exons. Lineage: Eukaryota; Viridiplantae; Streptophyta; Lycopodiopsida; Selaginellales; Selaginellaceae. Gene Ontology annotation, cellular component: membrane. Gene Ontology annotation, molecular function: FAD binding; D-arabinono-1,4-lactone oxidase activity. Bases 37 to 1824 code for a protein of 595 amino acids.
GCUCUCGUUCAGUCAUUUGGAUCGAUUCCGCGGAGAAUGAGAAUGUUGCUCCCCCUUGUUCUUGCUACGCUGCUGCUGCUGGCUGACGCGUUUCCUCCGGAUCCAGUAUUUUGCGACGCCUCUGGAGAUUGUUUCAUCACCAAUUCGUAUGGGACAUGGAACACCAGACAGGUUUGCAAGGUUUCCCAGAUCGUGUAUCCAUCCAACGAGGAGGAGCUCCUGGAAGCAGUGAGCUAUGGAGCCAAGAACAAGCUCAAGAUGAAAGCCGUGACCAAGUUUAGUCACAGCAUUCCUCCGCUGGCAUGCCCAGGAGAUGGCGAUGGUGGCGGUCAUAGCGGCGCCGCUGGCCUCCUCGCCAUUAGCACCGCCGACUACAGCCGCGGGAUUGCCGUGGACGUGAAUUCCAAGGCCGUGGAAGUGGAUGGUGGCGCGCAGCUCCAGGCGGUGCUCGACGAGGCCGCGCGGCACGGCCUGGCACUGGCCGCGUCUCCCUACUGGAAUGGCCUCUCCGUCGCUGGGAUCCUCAGCACUGGAUCCCAUGGGAGCUCCUGGCGUGGCAAAGGAGGAGCUCUCCACGAUCACGUCCUCAAACUUCGCAUGGUGGUACCGUCCGGGAAGAAUUCCUCCUCCUCUUCCUCACACAAAGAGUUUGCGAAGAUCGUCACUCUCACCCCCGGCGAUGGCGAUCUCUUCUAUGCCGCGAUCGUCUCACUUGGAACGAUGGGAGUCAUCUCAAAGGUGACGCUGGAGCUGGAGCCCAUGUUUAAGCGAUCGAUCACCAACAUGAGAACCUCCGACGCGGGGCUGGAAGACAAGAUCGUGGCAUUUGGGAACGAGCACGAAUUCGGCGACGUGACCUGGUACCCAUCCAAGCGAGAGGCCGUCUACCGGAUCGACGAUCGCGUUCCCGCCAACACGCCCGGCAAUGGAAUCAACGAAUUCGUUGGCUUUCAGCCCACAUUGGCGCUUGCCAUCGUCGCCCAAAGAGCUCUCGAGGAGACGCUGGAGGCGAAGCGAUCGUCCAAUGGCAAGUGCAUCGCGUCACAGGCACAGGUAUCGCUGCUCGAAAGCCUGGGCUACGGCCUCAAGAACACACAUGGCCUGCGGCUCUUCACGGGCUACCCAGUGGUGGGAUUCCAGCACAAAAUCCAAACCGCCGGUGGCUGCCAGGAAUCCACAUCGCGGCUGCUUAUCUGUGGCUGGGAUUCCGCCAAGCAUGCGCUCUUCUACCUCGAAUCCGGCAUCACAAUCCCAGCCCAGAGCAUCGCGGCCUUCAUCGCGGACGUGAAGCAUCUGAGAGAUUCCCACCCAGAUGCCGGGGCGUUGUGUGGGAUCGACCUCUACACCGGCGUCCUCUUGCGCUACGUGGCCGCAUCCCGGGCGUUGCUCGGCAAGCCAUUCGACGGAGUGGAUCUGGGGUUUACGUACUACCGGUCACGAAAUGGGAGCAUGCCGCGGCUCAACAUGGACGUGUGGCAAGAGGUGGAACAAAUGGCCAUUUCUAAGUACGGAGGCGUUCCUCACUGGGGGAAAAACACACCGGUCACCUUCUCGAAUCCUGGGACUGGCAGAUCUCUAAGGCUCGAGAGAUUUGUGAAAGAGAUGAGGAAUAUGGAUCCCAGUGGACUCUUCUCCACCCGCUGGAGCGAUCGCAUUCUCGGGAUCAAAGCUAUGGAGGAGCAGAAAAAUCCUGGGUGUGCAUUGGAGGGUCUGUGCAUUUGCUCGAGAGACGAGCAUUGCGCACCGGAGAAGAGUUACCACUGUCGGCCAGGGAGAGUUUUCACAGCUGCAAGGGUGUGUAGAUAUGAAAAUGAGGGUUCUUGAUUAAAAAAACUAAAAACACAUAUAUUAAUACCUCAGCAAAUGCAAAACGGGAUUCU